Messenger RNA from Pyricularia pennisetigena, 573 nucleotides. RefSeq lists its product as uncharacterized. The transcript has 2 exons. Bases 1 to 573 code for a protein of 190 amino acids. NCBI's taxonomy places the organism in Eukaryota, Fungi, Ascomycota, Sordariomycetes, Magnaporthales, Pyriculariaceae. Gene Ontology annotation, molecular function: oxidoreductase activity. The record is from RefSeq and is a predicted model, not a curated record.
AUGAGCUCUACAGAACGUCCCGUCACUCCUCUGAUCAUCCACGGCCAGGAUGUCACUCCCUCCCAGCACCCGGAGGCCCCUUGUUUUGUGCCCAACCAGAGUCUUCCAGGUGGGAGAGAUACUUUGGCGCUAGGGGCGACUCCUGAGCUCUGCGUCAAGGCGGCAGAUUCGUGUGCUUCUGCAUUUGCGACGUGGAGAAAUAGUAGCAUCCAAGAGAGGCGGGCCUUGUUUAACAAGCUGGCAGCGGUGCUCAGAGAUAGGCAGGAUGAGCUUAUGAAUCUGAUCCAGGAUGAACUCGCUUGCACCAGAACAUGGGCUUCGAUCGGUUAUAAUGAUACCGUCGACGUGGUGGAGCAGGCAGCCGCCUUGGUGACCUCGGGCGUCCUCUCGGGGGUCUCGCCACCCACAAACAACCCUCUUGCUCACGCCGUGGUGUUUAAAGAGCCGCUGGGCGUGAUACUUGGCAUAGCGCCUUGGAACUCACCACUACUCCUAGCUUUCAGGGCCGUGGUGGCAGCCGUAGCCACAGGAAACACGGCCAUCUUGAAGGUGAGUGCAGACGACAGACAAUAG